Messenger RNA from Striga asiatica, 1008 nucleotides. The record is from the annotation of a GenBank genome assembly. NCBI's taxonomy places the organism in Eukaryota, Viridiplantae, Streptophyta, Magnoliopsida, Lamiales, Orobanchaceae.
AUGGCCGACACGGAGGAGAACGACCUGCAGCCACUAACUCCGGCCAGCCGCCUCUUCCUUCAGCCGCUGACGAACCAGGUCAUCAACUGCGCCGUCGCCUGUGACCACCCAAUCGACCCCGCCGCCCUGAAAUCGGAGAUCCAAAACUCCGCCAUCCUCACCCACCCGAGGUUCUGCAGCCUCCUCGUGACCGACACGCGCGGCCGCCACCACUGGCGCCAGACCCGCGUCGACCUCGGCCGCCACGUCAUCGUCCGUCCGGAUCCCGUCUCCUCCGUCAACGGGUACGUCGCGGACCUCGCGGUCUCGUCCCCGCUCGCCGCCGACAAGCCCCUGUGGGAGGUCCACGUGUUGGGCAGGGCGGCGGUUUUCCGUGUGCACCACGCGCUAGGGGACGGGGCCUCGCUGAUGUCUGUGCUGACGUCGUGCUGCCGGAGGGCGGACGGUGGCGUCCCGGCUCGGUCGCCGGAGAUUGUUGCCGCCGCCGCCGGCGGGAGGGGGUGGAGGUUUUGGACGGCGGUUAGGGUGGUGUGGUUGAGCUUGGUUUAUGUUGUGGAGUUUGUUUUGAGGGUGGUGUGGUUGAGGGAUGGGGCCACGGUGGUUAGUGGCGGGGAUGGGGUGGAGCUGUGGCCGAGGAAGCUGGCCACGGCGAGGUUCCGGUUGGAAGAUAUGAAGGCCGUGAAAGGGGCUGUCGAUGGGUCGACAAUUAACGACGUUCUUUUUGGGAUAAUCUCAAGCGGUCUCUCCAGGUACUUGGACAUGAGAUCAACCAUAGCUCUAAGAGAAGGGGAGCAGAUCACAGGCGUGGCCAUGGUCAAUUUGAGAAAACAACAAGGAUUGCAGUUUACGAGCAUUCUCAAUCACCGACUUGUUUGCAACUCGACUUUUACGAUCUCAAACGUAAUCGGGCCCCGCGAAAAGGUCACGCUUGCCGGCAAUCCGGUUAAGUACAUUAGGGUGACUUCUAGCAGCUUGCCUCAUCUUGGAUGGCUUCCUUCUCGAUGGUAG